Molecule: messenger RNA, 2899 nt
Organism: Durio zibethinus
Lineage: Eukaryota; Viridiplantae; Streptophyta; Magnoliopsida; Malvales; Malvaceae
Source: RefSeq, a predicted model, not a curated record
GAUCUAUCUUUUCCUUUCUUUUUCUUCCUAUCUUUGGUUUCUUUCUUAUUUCUUGUUAUCUUGAGUUCUUGAUUGUUGUGUAAGUGUACAUAUUUGUAAGUUGAUCUCUCUUUUUCCCCCCUUUUUCUGGUCUGAAGAUUUGUUCUUCUUGAUUGAUAUUAGGCUUGCCCAAAUUUUCUUUGAUAACUCUGGUCUGUCUUUGAUUGGAUGUGUCUCCAUGUAGAAGAUUGUGACUUUGUUUAUUUUUGCUUUUUGGUUUCUUGGAAAUUAGUGAAAAGGAAUCACUUUUCUUUCUUUCUUUCUUUUUUCUGUAGCAAAUAGAAUGGAGCUUUUUUUGAACAUUUUUUUAUACCUGAUACUCUGAUCUGAUAUGGGAUUUUUUUAUGCUUAGAUUUGAGGUUUAGUUUGGUGAUGAUUGAAGUUUCCAGUUCUGGGAUCAUCGAAAAUUUACAUUUUUCUAUUUCUUUUCCAGCGUAAUUGAUGAGAUAUCAUUGGAUGAGGAAAAUCCUGUUGUGGGGGAAAAUUUGAUUGUUUCAUGGGCAACACAUGCCGUGGAUCUUUCAAGGGGAAACUUUAUCUGGGCUACAGUCAGCCCGAGGAUCAUUCUUCCAAGCGUAACAACACUUCUUCCGACCGUUCCAAUUCUGAUUAUUCCCCUUCUAGUUUAAACGCUCAGCAACUUAUUGCCCAAGAAUUCUCCAAAGAAACUAGCAAAAAAGAUACCCAUUUGGCUCUGAUUAGCCCCACCAAGAAAGAUAACAUCAUGAGACGUGGUGGAGUUGAUCACCAGGCUUAUUAUGUUUUGGGUCAUAAGACUCCUAACAUCCGUGACGUUUACACUUUAGGUCGUAAGCUAGGACAAGGACAGUUUGGGACUACUUACUUGUGUACUGAGAUUUCUACAGGCAUUGAGUAUGCCUGCAAGUCUAUAUCCAAAAGGAAGUUGAUUUCCAAGGAGGAUGUGGAGGAUGUAAGGCGGGAGAUUCAGAUAAUGCAUCAUUUGGCUGGUCACAAGAAUAUUGUGACGAUUAAAGGUGCAUAUGAGGAUUCUUUGUAUGUCCAUAUUGUGAUGGAGCUUUGCUCUGGAGGUGAGUUGUUCGACCGAAUCAUCCAGAGGGGACAUUACACUGAGAGGAAGGCUGCUGAAUUGACAAAGAUUAUUGUUGGGGUUGUUGAAGCUUGUCAUUCACUUGGGGUUAUGCAUAGAGAUUUAAAGCCUGAAAACUUUUUGUUAGUUAACAAGGACGAUGAUUUCUCUCUCAAGGCCAUUGAUUUUGGACUCUCUGUCUUCUUUAAACCAGGCCAAGUUUUUACUGAUGUGGUUGGAAGCCCAUAUUAUGUCGCUCCUGAAGUACUCCUCAAACAUUAUGGACCAGAAGCAGACGUGUGGACUGCAGGAGUUAUACUCUAUAUAUUGCUAAGUGGCGUGCCACCAUUUUGGGCCGAAACGCAACAAGGAAUAUUUGAUGCAGUGUUAAAAGGAUAUAUUGACUUCGAUUCAGACCCAUGGCCCCUGAUAUCUGAUAGUGCUAAGGACCUAAUCCGGAAGAUGUUAUGCUCUCGACCUUCAGAGCGGCUGACUGCUCAUGAAGUAUUAUGUCAUCCUUGGAUUUGUGAAAAUGGGGUUGCCCCUGAUAGGGCACUGGAUCCAGCUGUACUUUCUCGUCUUAAACAAUUUUCAGCAAUGAAUAAGCUAAAGAAAAUGGCUUUACGGGUAAUAGCUGAAAGUCUCUCUGAGGAGGAGAUUGCUGGUUUGAGAGAAAUGUUUACAGCUAUGGAUACUGAUAACAGUGGUGCAAUCACAUUUGAUGAACUCAAAGCUGGUUUGCGAAGAUAUGGCUCUACCUUGAAGGAUACGGAGAUAAGGGACCUUAUGGAUGCAGCUGAUGUCGACAAUAGUGGGACCAUUGAUUAUGGGGAAUUUAUAGCUGCAACAGUUCACCUUAAUAAACUAGAGCGUGAGGAACAUCUUGUUGCAGCAUUCCAAUACUUUGAUAAGGAUAGAAGUGGCUAUAUUACAGUAGACGAGCUUCAGCAAGCUUGUGCUGAGCAUAACAUGACAGAUGUUUUGCUUGAGGAUAUAAUCAGAGAAGUUGAUCAAGAUAAUGAUGGAAGAAUCGAUUAUGGUGAAUUUGUUGCCAUGAUGCAAAAAGGCAAUGCAGGAAUUGGUAGACGAACCAUGCGAAACAGUCUGAAUAUGAGCAUGAGAGAUGCCCCAGGUGCUCAAUAAUUUCCAGCCAGGCACAUCAUGUACAGAUUUUUCAGCAACGUCAGAAGAAGAUGGUCCGUGACAAAGCUUUCAGGAAACAGCUUUGGUUCCUCCCAUGCUCCAGGACUUUGUCACUGAAUUGCUGGUUAUGGAAGGUUCUUUGUUUGAGCAUUUACUGAGAUGCUAUUGGUUUAUGAUGCUAUAUGACCAAUCAUAAGCUUUGUAGACUUCAGCAGUGUGAAUUGUUGCAGUUAUUGAAAUUACCAAGUUAUUAGCAAUAUCUUUAAUCGAUGCUUGCUGUUGAUUUUUGAAGAAAAGGAUUUUCAGAUAUUGUGCUUUGAAACUGGUUCCUUUUUUCUUUCUUCCUUUAUGCGAAAUGGCUCUCGGGCUUGGCUGAGCAAAUAGAUAGGCCUAUUUGUAUCAUAGAAGGUAAAUUGAGAAUUAAAAGAAGAAAAUAGAAGGAGAAUAAAAAAAAAAGUCAUAACUUAAUUGCAUCUGUAAUAAAACCAGGAUUGCAAUUAUAACAGCGUAGGAUCACAUUCCUUGUCACGUAUGCCAAGCAUUCGGUGAUAUAUGUCAAUUGUUUUUAUUAUCAUUAAAAUGUCUCCUGGGAUUAUUGGCAAAGGUGCUUAUCUCUUACAGUGAGGUUAUUCUGACCGCUAAAUUUCAGUGGAUCGAUUUCUUUUUCAA